Aspergillus brunneoviolaceus CBS 621.78 is the source of this 481-nucleotide messenger RNA. RefSeq lists its product as uncharacterized. The transcript has a single exon. The record is from RefSeq and is a predicted model, not a curated record. Lineage: Eukaryota; Fungi; Ascomycota; Eurotiomycetes; Eurotiales; Aspergillaceae. Bases 55 to 306 code for a protein of 83 amino acids.
GUCAUCGAUUCCGGCAGCCAGGGUGGGUGGUAUCAGUCGUUGACAUGCCAUGAGAUGACAGGACAUGACAUGACAUCCACCGCUUCUGGCUCUGCUUCUGCUUCUGGCUCUGGUUCUGCUUCUGGCUCUGGCUCUGGUUCUGGUUCCAGGCUUGCAUGCACAUGCACAACUGACUGUACCAUGUACGGUACUCAUAGCAAGAAUUGGAAUUACCCCACAAUCUACUCGCUCUGCUCUGCUCACUCUGCCUCUGCUUACAGGUCUUCCUCGCUUAGUUGCUGUUGGUGGAUUGAUUGCCUGAACUAGCUGACCGGUUGAUAGGUUAGCUACUCCGUAAGUGAUGGCCCAAGCAGCCCUGCAAACAGUUUUCUUUGUUUUGAUUACCCAGGGUUUUGUUUGCCACUGCAGAAAGGAGUUGCUUUUUUGUGCCUGAUGGCACAGGAGGACCGGGCUGGUUCGCAAUCUUCACGUCUUGAUCCCC